Messenger RNA from Monopterus albus (swamp eel), 5619 nucleotides. It is a transcript of the gene cntrl, whose product is annotated as centriolin. Bases 296 to 5167 code for a protein of 1623 amino acids. The record is from RefSeq and is a predicted model, not a curated record. NCBI's taxonomy places the organism in Eukaryota, Metazoa, Chordata, Actinopteri, Synbranchiformes, Synbranchidae. The transcript has 34 exons. Gene Ontology annotation, molecular function: protein binding.
CCUGCAGCUCCAGCUCAGAGAAAACAGUGAACAGUCAACAGUACUUCUUUGUGUCGAUGUUUUGUCCUGUGUGUGCCGUGUCUUUGGAGAAAAUUAAAUAUUUUUUUCAUGAAGUCCUCGACACAGUUAGCUGACGUUAUUUAACUGGCUUUGUGUCCGCAGGUUCCCAUGGAGACGGUGGAUUAACUAAUCAGCCUGGCUCACGUUAGCGAAGGCUGAACAAUCAAUGGCAUAAUUGUAGAUGAAUUGUUAAUGAAGAUAACUGUGAGCUGCCCCGGGUCCACAGCCUGUCCUGAUGUCUGGUCCAGAGAUGGAGGAGCAGAGGGAGGCAGGAGGAGGUGCAGACCACUGGGAGAACAGAGGAGGUGUCAGGUAUAUAACAGAGGCCUUGUUGUUGAAGCUGACUGGUUGUCAUUCUCUGGCGAUGGUUUGCUCUCUGAAUUUGUCAUCCUCACCUGGAGACAAACGCAUCAAGUUCAUAGAGAACCUGCAGGGCUGUCAGCGUCUGCAGGUUUUGAACUUGAACAACAACAUGAUCCAGAGGAUGGAAAGACUGAACGCUCUGACACAGCUGAGGGAGCUGCAGCUGGCACACAACAACAUCCAGAGAAUUGAGGGACUGGAGCACUUGUCCAGACUGCAGCAUCUGAACCUGUCCUACAACAGGAUCGACCACAUUCCUGUGUGGCUGGGGAAGAAACUGCACUCACUGCACACACUCCACCUGCAACACAAUCUCAUCGCAUCUCUAUAUGAGGUGGCCCGACUUCGUUCUCUGAGCAGCCUCUCGGAGCUGUCUGUGUCAGGAAACCCCGCCUCCUUGCUGCCGCACUCCCGCCUCUUCUUGCUCUAUCACCUCAGGACCCUGGACAGGCUUGAUGAGCUGCCAGUUGCUCAGGAGGAGCGAGGACAUGCCCAUCAGUGCUUCAACACCGAGGAGUUGGAGCGUCUGCAGCGGGAGGCGAACAGCAGCCAAUCAGAGUUGAGCAGGCUGCAGAGGGAGCAGCAGGCUGCAGUGACUCGACUCCUCCAGCAGGAGGAGACAAACCGAUUGCUGACAGCUCAGACACAAACACAACAACAUGCACACUCACUGCUGGAGCAAGAACUACACACCAAGAGUCAGUUGUUGGAGAAGACGACAGCUGAGUUGACCAGCGCCCUUCACAGACUGUACGAGCUGGAGCAGGAGGUGACUUUCUACAAGAUAGAUACCAAACUGAGCCCUCUGCCCCCCUGCAGCACACAGGAAGUUGACAGAGAGGACAUAGUGGUUGAGAGUCUGUGCAUUGGCAAGGCUCGACCCAUCAGGAGCACCAUCACCUCCAGCUCCCAAGAGUACUCCCCUUUCUCCUCCCUGCAGACCCAUGAGGGUGCAGAUGUUCCCCCUGUUAUCGAGUCAUCAUGCCCCCUGCUGGAAGACUGCAGAACACAGCAGAGUACAGCUGAGGCAGAUGUCCUGCAGCAGACCCAUCACACUGAGCAGCAGCAGGACGGAGAGCAGCUCCUGCCUGAGGAGACCACAACACACACACAGCAGAGGGCGCUGUGUCAUCUCCUCAGUAAACUGACUGUCCUGGAGGGGCUGAGAGACGAAGCUGAUGAGACGCAGAGACAGUUGGACAGACAGACUGAGGAGAGCAGGAAGACGGAGAGGGACACAGAAGAACUGGAGACACAGCUAGAGACGCUGGACUCCACAGACCCACAUCACGCCCAGUUGAAUGCUCAGUUGUCCGGUUGCAGACAGAUGUUGGACAGGAUGAGCAGGAAGCAGAGUGAGUUGGAGGGUCGCCUCGAUGACCUGCUGUCACGCAUUGCCAUGGAGACGCAGGAGAUCAAAGAGCUCGAGCAGCAGCUGCCUGAUGGUCAGAUUUGGUCAAAUGCAGCUCUUCAGAGAGAUUUGGAGGGAAUCAUCUGUGGACUGCAGGAGUACCUGAGUGGCCUCAGAGAGCAGGCUCGUCGUGCUCAGGAGCAGGUUCUCAGUCUGCAGACUGAGAACCAGAGUCUACAGCUUCACCUGGAAGACAGCCAGAGACACUGCAGCCAGCUGGAGGACACUGCCAGGACUCUCACACAGAACAUGUCCAUGCAACAGGAGGAGCUGUCUGUGUUGCGUGUGGAGGCUGAGACUCUGAGAGGCAGGCAGGUGGAGAGCAGCAGACAGCAGGUGGAGCUGGAGGCAGAGCUCCAGGAGCUGAGGGCGGAGCUAACCCGACAGGCCACAGUGGGACAGUUGGAGCGUGAUGCUCUGCAGGCAACUGUAGACAAAGAGCAACAGAGCAGAGAGAUCAGAGAGUCUCAGCUACAGUCAACCAUCGACAUGCUGCAGGAUGAGAAUUCAUCUCUCCAGCACAUUGUCCAGAGACUUCAGGCCCAACUAGACCAGACCGACUCCCAGUUACACCAGACCAGGACCCAGUAUAAUGAAACCACAGCCCACCUAGACCAGACCAGAAUUCGGCUGGACCAGUUUACAGUGGCCUUGUUGGAUCCUCAGGAGGUUCACCCUGGACCAGAGGAGCUGGAUGAGGACAAGAGCAGUCCUGUCGCUCCUGAGGUCCUGUUGGCCAGAAGUGUGGAGCACCUCUACAGGACCCUCCAGCAGACCAGGACCAGCAGGAAGCAGCCCCAGCAGGACUUCAGCCACAGCCAGGAACAGAUAACCAGACUGCAGGCCCAGCUGGCCCAGGACCAGGGCCACAAAGCCCAGCUGGAAGCCCAGGUAGACCGGGACAAGGAUCUGGUGGAUUGUGGUGCGGUGCAGAAUCAGGAGGCAGACUGGAAGCUGAAGGAGGAGCUGGAGAGACUGAGAGUCAAACUACAGAGGAGUCAGAGCAGAAACAGACACCUGGAGUUGCAGCUGGAGCAGAGUUGCCUCCAGCUUCAGGAUGUCCAGCAGGAAAGAGACUCACUGCUGCGGCAGGUCAGGUUUUCACCAUGUCCUAGUAGAUGUCCCCCAUGUUAUGUGUGUCCGCUGCUUUCACAGAGCGACGGGCACCAGAGGAGCAUUGGCCGCCUGAACAGGAAGCUACGGCAGCUCAGCAGGUUCAUUUGUGACUCUGAUCAGCUGACAGCAGAACAGCUGAAGUCAAUUGUCAAACAGCUGAGAGCUCUGCACCACACUGUGGAGCUGCUGCAUACACAGAAGACUGUGGACGAGCUAGACAGCAGCCGUCACCAGGCUGAACGCACAGCAGAGGAGCUGAGGGCCGAGCCGAGGGCCGAGCCGCGGGCCGAGCCGGCUGCAACUCAGAGACACACACACACACCGAGGCAGCAGCUGGGCCGGACCAGGACCAGAGUCGGAGGACAGUGGUGCUUCAUACCUCCUGGACACAGCGCUCACACUCUGGUUUCUCUGAGGACUCAGGACUCUGGUUUGGGGCUGCACUACCUCAGGUCUCCUGACAGGGAGCAACAGCCGAAGAGGCCUCCUCCAGGAGGAGGGCACUGGGUCUACAUCCCUCCGACACACCCCGACUCUGACACAGCAGCAGAGUGGAGGGACAGCGGAGGAGGCAGCGACAGGAGCUCCAGGGAAGGGACUCCCCCUCCUCCUCCCGAGCCAGCUGCAGUUGUCUCUGCUGGGCUCUCUGACAGCCACACUCCCCUGGUUGGACCCACCUGGCUGCUGUGUAGCUCGCCUGCAGCCGGCGUCUACAGUGCUGCAGCAGAGGGCACGGCUCUGCACUGUAACAUCCCCGAACACAGAGACACGCAGGGAGAGAAGUGUGAGCAUGUCCAUAGAGAAGCAGGGAGGCUGGAGGAAGAGAAGAAACUCCGACUGGAGACCAAACAGCUACGACGCACACUGAGGCGACACAGGAGUGUGAUGCAGGUGUGUGACGAGGUGGAGUGUGUGGAAAAGACUCUUCUGAAAAGACGAGCUGAACUCCGCCAGGCUGACAGGCUGCUGCUGGAGGCCCAGAGCUGCAUACACACCACCAGAGACAAGGCCAGUGCAGCUCAGUGGACGGCAGACAAGUUGCAGCGCAGAGCUCACAACAGCGCCACCCAUCUGCUGGAGGCCACACAGCGCCUCAGAGAGCUGCAGGAGGACAUGGGGGGUCUGAGGAGGAGGAGGCAGGAGGAGGAGCAGACUCUGAGGAAGGUGCAGGAGGUGCUGAGGAGCAGAAACCAGGAGUUCCAACAGCUCAGCACAAAGCUCCAGUCAGCCACAGACAGACUGUCUGAUGUGCUGUCCCACUGUCAGGAGGCUCAGAACCACCUGGACUCUGUCAACUGUCAGGUGGAGCAGCAGGAUCGGAGGCUUGUUCAAAGGAGGGAGGAGCUUCAGACGGCUCUGAAACGAGUGGAGGAGGUCCGAGAGGAGGAGCAGCGACUGCAGAGCAGAGUCAAGGUGCUGGUGGAGCAGCAGGAGGCUCUGCUGAGUGACAGGAGGUCUACAGCAUCAGCUCUGAGAGCAGAGGAGAAGAAACUCCACACACUGCAGUGUGAUCUCAGGACACACACAGCAGAGUUGAAACGAGUUCUUCAGGAGCUGCUUGUAGAGCAGCAGGCAUUGGAGAACGUGAAAACCAAACAUAGCCAGACGCACCAACGGCUGCACAAGAAGCAGGAUGAGCUGGACAGGACAAAGCACGAGUUGGACAGAACGAUGGACGAACUGGACAGGAAGCAGCAUAAGCUGGACAGGAUGAGGGACGAGCUGGACGGACUGCAGAACGACAUGGACAAGAAACAGCAGGAGGUGGAUGGGAAGACGGAGGCACUGGACAAACUGCAGGAGGAAGUCGACAGGACACAGAAAGAACUGUCUGUGCUGCAACAGCAAGUAGAGUCCUGCAGGACAGAGGCCAAGGCGUGUGUCAAAGACACAAAACGGCAGAGGACAGAGCUGCAGGAGCUGCAGGAGGAGCUGUGCAGGAGCAGGGAGGAGAGGAGCAGCCUGCAGGAGCAGUGCAAACACAUUGAGGCCAGACGGAGGCACGCUGACAGGUGUCUGUUGGCAGUGGAGGUGGAGCUUGCCAAACAGAGGGAGGAGCACAACUACACCCAGCAUCUCAAACAGGAAGUGGUCAGGGAUACAGCAGCCACUCGGGAGCAGCUCAACAAGAGCUCCGAGCUGCUGUCUCUGCUCAGUGAACAGGUGGAGGAGGAAGCAGCAGCUGGAACAGGUCAUGUCUAUUAUACAUUGUUAUAAUACAUGUAUACACUUAUAACAAUGUAUUAAUAAACUUAUGACAAUUUCUCCAAAACCUGAAACGUGCUGAGCUUCAUAAACACAGAUGUUAGGGCAGUAGCGUUGCAUCGCAGCACAUACACAGGUGUACAGGGGUACCUAAUAAAGUGGCCGGUGAGUCUGUACUGGUUAUGCUGGGUAAAUAGUGGAUAAGAGUAAAGUGUAAGGGGUUUGAUGUGGACACAGUGACUACAGGAUGGACACAGAGCAGUGUCAUAAACUGUACUUGUCCUUUAAUGUCUGACGUGCAGCACAGAGAACGUGACAGCGGGGAGACAAUACUGGACUGGUUGGGAGCUGAAACUUACUGCAGCUUUGUCUUUUGUAAACACAUCAAACUGUUGUUUAUGUUAUUUGUGACAGACCUGACCUGUGCAUGAAGGACGAUGAUCAUAAACACUUUGUUACAGCUU